This is a messenger RNA of Medioppia subpectinata, 698 nucleotides long. The record is from the annotation of a GenBank genome assembly. Lineage: Eukaryota; Metazoa; Arthropoda; Arachnida; Sarcoptiformes; Oppiidae.
UUAAAACAAAACACUAUUAUUGAUAUUAAGCUAAGAAAACAAUACACAUUAAUUAAAAAGUAAAAAUUUAUAAUUAAAAAAUGCUAACUUUUAUCAGAAAACACAUCGAGUUUAAGCACUGGAUGUACUUGGUGGUAUCGGUGCUACUGGUGGUGGUGUUUGUCAUAUAUCUAAGCCAUGUCUACACCGAUGAUAAGCCUAACGAUGUGUACCACUUGAGCACCAGCACCGACAACAGCAACACCCAAUUUACCAUAACCAACUUGACAGGUGCUCAGGGGGCUGAGCAAACAAAACCAACACCUAGUUAUUACAUCGUUUCAGUCGUGGUAAAUCGGGCUCACAUUUACCGCAUUAUUACACAAACUCUCCUCACAAAUGAAAGCGAUUACAGUAUAGACUUUCCCGACUUUGGUCCCGACCACGAGAGCACCGGCGAUACCAUCACCUCAGUCUAUGUGGAGGUGUCGGUGGACAACGAGGUCAUGGGUGGUACGCCCAGCCGGUCCGACACGUGGGAACCGGUCUGGGAUUAUAAGGCGGUCGAUGGCGUCAAUGUGACCAUUAAUAGUGUGGUUGAGUUAACCCUAUACUACUUUAUGGGCCCGAUGUCUGAGCAAAUUGACCACGUGAUUGUGCCCGUACGCCAAUUGGUGAUCAUGGGUUCAAAUGGCCGCUCAGAGAGGGGUAGAUUAUAG